AUGCGGUACAAGGGGAUUGGCCAUGCUCCUCCUCCGGCGGGCAAAGUGACGUUCACCUCUUCGGCCAUACGGUCCUCCGGCACGACCACGGAAACAGAGGAGGCGACUACUUUUUCCGAUCCGUCAAGACCGGGCCUUUUUUACCACUUCUUGAAUACGGAUCCGCCGACCUUUGCUCUUUCCUUCGUCAAAACACCCCCAGCUACCGCGGAUUCCGCCUCUGUCAUCGGUUGGUUACCGGCUCGGACAUUUGGUCAGGAGGAUGAAGCUGGGUUAAACGAUUUUCGCGAGAACCCGCGUUUCCGCGAAGUUCUCCACGAAGUGAUCCGGGAAGGGUUGAUCGAAGGUUGCGACGACAUCCAGAUCAAUGGCGCACUGCAAAUCCGCGAAGGCUGGAUGCAUAUACACGCUCUAGAUGAACGGAAUCCGCCACCUCUUGGACGAAUAGGCGAUAUGGACGAUAUUAUCGGGUCCGUACGUGUCGAAGAUUCGAGGAUUAUACCGGAUACGUAUCAGCCGAUGCCUUCGUACCGUAUCUGUACGGCCGAUGGCGUAACGCAGCUCACGGAGGGUUUGGCGACAAAGUUGAACCGAGUUCUGGAGCGGAUGAAUCAGGACGAGCACUGA
Messenger RNA from Punctularia strigosozonata HHB-11173 SS5, 627 nucleotides. RefSeq lists its product as uncharacterized. The transcript has 4 exons. The record is from RefSeq and is a predicted model, not a curated record. Lineage: Eukaryota; Fungi; Basidiomycota; Agaricomycetes; Corticiales; Punctulariaceae. The coding region runs from base 1 to 627 and encodes 208 amino acids.